AUGGGAAUUAAACCAAUUCCAUCGAAAACACGCAAUUUUGUGACCAUGGACUUGUCCCUGGAGGUGACUGAUAACCUGCCACCUAAUUCCUAUCUUGCCUCUACCUUUGAAUAUCUACCAUCUGAUGAUGAACCCAAGUUAUGCGUGGAUAUCGAAUCCUAUAACAGAG
Molecule: messenger RNA, 169 nt
Organism: Acaulospora colombiana
Lineage: Eukaryota; Fungi; Glomeromycota; Glomeromycetes; Diversisporales; Acaulosporaceae
Source: the annotation of a GenBank genome assembly